UUUCCAAUGUAAACAAGAACAAGGGUGCUUGUGUUUUUUCAAACCUUAACAUGUUAAUUUACAUCGAAAGUAAAGCUUUUCCGCACCGAACAUUUGUUGUUGUUGUAAAUUUCAAUGACAAGAUUGCUCGGAUCCGAGCCCGCAUGCUGCACAAGUUGUUUGAGAUUGGCUACCCAGAUCACCAGUUUAGACUUCGCUACAAGGGGCAGUACCUCAGGGAUGCCUUUCUCAUCAGAGAUUAUGAUAUUGUUGACAACUCUGUGAUUAAGAUGAUUCCUUUGUCAAAGAAAUCUGAUUCAAUGUCUGACCUACAGUCGGUGGCGGGAUCCUCCACAGUAAACCUGGAUCUGAACGCUAACGAAACAACCGACGUCAAGGCCCCACUGUACAAGGAAAUCAAAGCAUUCACACUGAGAGAGAAACUACUGAAAGACUUCAAUGGCCUGUUGUACAUGCACUUCCUGACCACCUGUCUGACCCUGGUAACGACCUUUUACUACUCUUUUCUCUGGACCUUCCCAGUUUUUAUUUUUGCCGUUUUGUUCCGUCCCCAGUACACAAGAGUUGGAGGAUAUGUUGGAAAUAACACUCAUUUGAGAUUUAUUUUCUGUAUUGCGUACUUCUUGGCUUCUCUGGGGACACUAGGAGCAGCUAUUUACAUGUCUGCCACUUCCUGGAUGGUGAUUGUGAAUCAUGGCUGUAAGGACUGGGAGUUUAUCAGUGACUGCUCUCAUAAGAACGUCUUCACCGCGAUAUUCUUCGCCAUGCAGUCCCUCCUUCUCCUUCUGUCGGCCAUUGUUGUGGGCGUGUUGUUCUUCAGUUUCAGACUGGAGAUUGGAGAUUAUAUUGAACAAUUCCUAGUUCAGGAAAGGGAUAUUGAAAUGGUGAUGGCAGCCGCUCGCAAUGGAAGACUGAAGGACAAGAGAACAGCGGCCUAUGAGCUGGCAGCCAUGGCAGCCUCUGGUGACGACAACAAAUUCAGAAUCGUUGCAGAGGGAGGUUUGGAGGUUCUGCUAGCUCUGGCAAUGAGUACAGAUGAAGGAACACAGGAGCAUGCAGUGGAGGCUCUAGAGGAACUCAUCACCAUCCCCUCCAUACAGGACAACUUUGUGGAGAUAGGAGGAGUGAAGGCUUUGACAGCACUACUCCACUCAGAGAAUUCCCGAAUCAUGCAGGAAGCUGCCAGUGCCAUCUACGGAAUAGUAUCAGAGUCUGACGAACACAAGAGUGCCGUAGUCAUGGAUCAUGGUCUGGAUGACCUGGCCCGUGCGGCUUACCAAGGAACAAUAACUUGUCAGAGGACCGUGGCCAGCAUCUUCCUGGAUCUGGCAUUCAACAGAGAUAUCCGAGUCCAGAUCACCUCCAGGAAUAUUCCAGCUCAGGCCUUGAUCCACCUUUGUAGAAGCAAUGAUGUGGAGACUCAGAGAUAUGCUCUACAAACACUAGAGCUUCUGGCAAUAGAGAGUUCUGACAUGAUCUGUGCCCAAGAAAAUCUACUUGAGGUUCUUUUGGAGCUUCCUAUGAAUACCAUGGAUGAAAAGCUGUUCCUUUUGGCUGGAAAAAUCCUCCUAUACUAUGCAGAAAAUAGACAUACAUGUGAACUACUGAUGGAUCACACCAUGCUGAAGGAGUCUCUGAGUAUGUUUGCCAGAACCAAGGACCCCAUGCUGCAGAAAGUUGUGGCUAAAAUCAUCUUCUGUAUGCUGGAGGCUGCAGAUCUACGUGUGCGGGCUCGGCGCCUGAAGUUGGACCGGGUUCUGGAGUAUAUAAUGGACAACUCUGCUGACAGGGAGGCGUGGGACAUGGCUGACCAAGGCCUACAGGUGAUGAAUUCCAAGGACGACCACACCCCUGUACCCGCUCUUCCCUCCCUCAGUACACUGGAGAAACUCAACAAAAUGGCUGCCAAGGACUCGUUUGGAUCACGAGCUUCCCUACGCUCAGAUCAAGGCUCAUCUGGAGGCUCGUCUGAUGACGUAAAGAAGGGACUGAACUGAGGAUAUACCCUCCUCCCCAUGCAAUAGAACUCAAGUACUGUUGAAAUCUUUUCUGUGACGAUGUUAAUUAAAUUUUCCAUAGUAUUUUAUUUUUGUUACAAUAUAUUUAUCUAGUAUUCUAAUAAUAUGCAUAAAUUUAAAGUUUUGUUUAUUUUUUCCGUCCAAAAUAUGCACUCUUUAUGAGUUAUUUAAGGAAGUACAUGUAUAUUGUACAAAAAGGACAUACUAAAGUAUAUCGAUUUUGUUACCUUUUUUUUUUUUUACAAACUUGACAUUUAUUUGUUGAUUACUGUGAUAAUUCUAUGAUUUAUUCCUAUUUGUAGCAUUUUAUUCAUAUAAACCUGUAUGUUUAUAUCUAUCUGUAUGUAAUCCUUCAUGUUAUUUUUUAAAUAUUUAUGAUUUAAUUGUUUUCAUUAUUUACAACCCUUAGCUAUCUUUAUUAUGUAUUAAUACAUUUUCAUUUUCCAUUUGUUUUAAUAAAUUCCAACAAUUUUAUUAUUUAUAUCAGACAUUUUAUUUGAGACUUUUGGAGGCUGGUCCUCUUUUGCUUUAUUAACCAUGUUAACCGUUAUAAACCAAUGCAGUAAACUAUUGAAGAGUUACAA
This is a messenger RNA of Saccostrea cuccullata (small rock oyster), 2602 nucleotides long. RefSeq lists its product as uncharacterized. Bases 51 to 1997 code for a protein of 648 amino acids. The record is from RefSeq and is a predicted model, not a curated record. NCBI's taxonomy places the organism in Eukaryota, Metazoa, Mollusca, Bivalvia, Ostreida, Ostreidae. Gene Ontology annotation, molecular function: protein binding. The transcript is spliced from 16 exons.